This is a messenger RNA of Tuber aestivum (summer truffle), 639 nucleotides long. Lineage: Eukaryota; Fungi; Ascomycota; Pezizomycetes; Pezizales; Tuberaceae. The record is from the annotation of a GenBank genome assembly.
AGCGUAAAAACCGAUCUUUUGAUUGGGGCAGAUGGUAUUCGCAGUUCGGUACGAAGAUUACUAAUAGGCGAAGACAUUACUCCUUUACGUUAUCUGGACUGUAUUGUGAUCCUGGGUAUUUGCCCUUUGAAAGCUCUUGAGGAAAUUGAUAGUGAUUUACUGGAUUCUGCAACAGUAUUCCAGACCGCUAACGGAAAUGAACGCAUUUACAUAAUGCCUUAUACAUCAGAUUCUGUAAUGUGGCAGCUUAGUUUUCCAAUGUCCGAAGAAGAAGCCAAAACACUAAGUGCUCAGGGAACUUAUGCACUUAAGGAAGAAGCCUACCGAAGAACUCAAUGGCACGAUCCUAUUCCUCAGAUUAUAACAGCAACUCAGGAAGUUCAGAUUUCCGGUUAUCCGGUUUAUGAUCGGGAAUUACUGGAUUCAGCAUUAUUAUCAAAAGCCGGACAAGUAACUUUGAUUGGAGAUGCAGCUCAUCCAAUGAGCCCGUUUAAAGGACAGGGAGCCAAUCAGGCCUUACUGGAUGCACUUGCACUCGCUCGCGGCAUUUCGAAAGGAUGCAGGCCAAUGUCUGAAUGGCGAAAAGCAGGCAUAAGAGAAAGUGUCUUAAAUGAGUUUGAAUCAGAGAUGUUAGAAAGA